UGUCAACAGGACGAACAGACACACGUGUGGAGGAAGAGGCAUGAGUUUGAACCACUGAGAUGAUUGUUGAAUUAAAAAGAAGAUAAAUGCGCGGAGUUUGAGGAAUAUUGAUCAAAAAUGAAGUUUGCUUAUGGGUUUUCCAAUCUGCUCGGCGCAGUCUACCGCCAGGGCAACUUGAAUUUCUCUAAGGAUGGGAAUAGGGUGAUCAGUCCUGUUGGAAACAGAGUCUCUGUCUUCGACCUGAAGAACAACACAUCUGAGACAUUGCCCGUUUCCACCACGAAGAACAUAACGUGUGUGGGUCUCUCUCCUGAUGGAAACUUGGCAGUAAUAGUGGACGAGGAUGGUGCAGCCCUGUUGGUCAGUCUCGUCACCCGAGCCGUCCUUCAUCAUUUCCACUUCCACAAACCCGUGAGCAGCAUCCGUUUUUCACCUGACGGCAGGAAGUUUGUCGUCACGAAGGAGAACGUGGCUCUGAUGUACCACGCUCCCGGGAAGCAGCGGGAGUUCAACGCCUUCGUGUUGGACAAGAGCUACUACGGUCCGUACGAUGAAACCACCUGCAUCGACUGGACUGACGACUCCAAGUGUUUUGUGGUGGGCAGCAAAGACAUGUCGACGUGGGUGUUUGGUGCAGAGCGCUGGGCCAACCUCAUCUACUACUCCCUGGGCGGACACAAGGACGUGAUGGUGGGGUGCUUCUUUGAGAAGGACAGCCUGGAUCUGUACACGGUGAGCCAGGACGGGACGCUGUGCGUCUGGGAGAGCGACACCGAACUGGGCGGCCUCGUCCUGAAGAAGAGCCGGGACAAAGCGCCCGAGCCACUGAGACAGCGAGAGGACGACGAGGAAGACAAGCUGGAGGGAGAGGAAGGCGAGGUCAUCAGAGGGAAAGCUGAAGCUCCAAAAGAGAAGGACACGAAGAAUGUCAGAUACAAGCACAGGAGCAGACACUUCUUCAACAAGGAGGGGGAUUUCAACAGCCUGACCGCUGCCGCCUACCACAAGCCGACUCACAUCCUGGUCACUGGCUUCGCCUCCGGUAUCUUCCACCUGCACGAACUCCCGGAGUUCAACCUGAUUCACUCCCUCAGUAUUUCAGACCAGAGGAUCGCUUCAGUUGCCAUAAACAGCUCUGGAGACUGGAUCGGCUUUGGGUGCUCAGGUAUGGGUCAGCUGCUGGUGUGGGAGUGGCAGAGCGAGUCGUACGUCUUCAAGCAGCAGGGACAUUUCAACAACAUGGCCUCGCUGGCGUACUCGCCGGACGGGCAGUACGUCGUGACGGGAGGCGACGACGGCAAAGUCAAAGUGUGGAACACCAACAGCGGCCUCUGCUUUGUCACCUUCACGGAGCACAGCAGCAACGUCACCUGCGUCACCUUCACCUCCAGCGGCUUCGUCAUUGUCAGCGCCUCCCUGGACGGGACAGUCCGAGCGUUUGACCUGCACAGGUACCGAAACUUUCGGACGUUCACUUCUCCUCGGCCCGCGCAGUUCUCCACCCUGGCAGUCGACCACAGUGGCGAGCUGGUGAGCGCAGGAGCCCAGGACUCCUUCGAGAUCUUCCUCUGGUCCAUGCAGACCGGCCGACUGCUGGAGGUUCUCGGGGGUCACGAGGGUCCAGUCAGCUGCUUGUGUUUCAGUCCAGUCCAGUCCGUCCUGGCCAGUGCUUCGUGGGACCGCACCGUCCGCCUGUGGGACAUGUUGGACAGCUGGCAGGUCAAGGAGACGAUUCCGCUCACCUCUGACGUUUUGUCUUUGACUUACCGCCCUGAUGGGCAGGAGUUGGCCGUGGCCACUCUGAAUGGUGAGAUCUCUUUCUGGAACCCUCACACAGCCACACAAACCAGCUCCGUGGCUGGACGCCACGAUCUGGAAAUGGGCCGCAAGGAGGUGGAUAAAAUCACGGCUAAACAGUCAGCCAAGGGCAAGUCCUUUACGUGUUUGUGCUACUCUGCGGACGGUGAGUCGAUUUUGGCCGGAGGCCAGUCCAAGUUCGUCUGCAUCUACAACAUCAAGGAGCAGAUGCUCAUGAAGAAGUUUGAAAUCUCCUGCAACUUGUCCUUCGAUGCCAUGGAGGAGUUCCUGGACCGGCGGAAGAUGACUGAGUUCGGCAGCCUGGCUCUGGUGGACGAGGGGGCUGGCGAUGGGGACGGGGUCAACAUCAGCCUCCCUGGCGUCAGGAGAGGUGACAUGAGCUCUCGCCAUUUCAAGCCAGAGAUCAGAGUCAGCUCGCUGCGGUUCUCCCCUACGGGUCGCAGCUGGGCGGCCACCACCACCGAGGGACUGCUGGUCUACUCCCUGGACGGGUCUAUGGUAUUUGACCCCUACGACCUUGACCUGGACGUGACACCGGUCAGCAUACGCAAGCAACUGCGGCUUCAGGAGUGGGCGUCAGCCAUCGUGCUGGCGUUCCGACUCAAUGAGAAGGCCCUCAAGCAGGAGGUGCUGGAAACGGUGCCACACGAGCAGAUCCCGGUGAUUUGCGGCUCCCUUCCUGACAUUUACGUGGAAAAGCUCCUGGGGUUCGUGGCGACGUGUUUGGAGAAGUCGGGUCACCUGCAGUUCUACAUGACCUGGGCACAGAACCUCCUCAUGCUUCACGGACAGAAACUCAAGAACAGGUCCGGGGCCAUACUGCCCACCCUCCAGGCGCUACAGAAGAGCAUCCAGAGACACUUUGACAACCUGUCCAAACUGUGUGACUUUAACAUGUAUAACAUUCGGUAUGCCGUGGCCCUGUCGAAGCAGAGGGGUAUGAAGAGAGAAGCUGAGGAGGAGGUGGAGGAGGAGGAGGAGGAGGAGGAAGAGGAGGGAGAGGAUGAUGAAGGGCUGUCUGAGGAGAUGAGCGAAGCCUCCAUUGGCGAUGCAGAGAUGAUUCUUUAGGAUGUGUCCUGAAGCCCCCUCCUUUUUUCACCAUACAGAAAGAAAAAUAAUGUUGGACUGUUUUUUAAAUAAAUUUAUAUGUAAAUGUG
Molecule: messenger RNA, 2975 nt
Organism: Scophthalmus maximus (turbot)
Lineage: Eukaryota; Metazoa; Chordata; Actinopteri; Pleuronectiformes; Scophthalmidae
Gene: pwp2h
Product: PWP2 small subunit processome component
Exons: 21
Coding region: 118-2886 (922 amino acids)
Biological process (GO): ribosomal small subunit assembly; maturation of SSU-rRNA from tricistronic rRNA transcript (SSU-rRNA, 5.8S rRNA, LSU-rRNA)
Cellular component (GO): small-subunit processome; Pwp2p-containing subcomplex of 90S preribosome
Molecular function (GO): protein binding
Source: RefSeq, a predicted model, not a curated record